Talaromyces stipitatus ATCC 10500 is the source of this 2107-nucleotide messenger RNA. RefSeq lists its product as uncharacterized. The record is from RefSeq and is a predicted model, not a curated record. NCBI's taxonomy places the organism in Eukaryota, Fungi, Ascomycota, Eurotiomycetes, Eurotiales, Trichocomaceae. The transcript is spliced from 2 exons. Bases 1 to 1824 code for a protein of 607 amino acids.
AUGAACAGACUACCGGAUUUUACGAGCCUGAUCACCUCUCCCCCAUUUACUUUCCUCGUCGGCAAAGAUCAUACAAAAUUAACCAUCCAAUCCGGCCUCGCCAAACAUGUCUCCAGACCUCUGGAUGAUCUUAUGAACAAUGGCCACACUCGUGAAUCCAAACAUCGCAUUGCCGUGUUGGAAAACGAGGAAGUCGAGGUUUUUACUGCUUUCACGCAGUAUGCAUAUACAGGCAACUACGUUGUGCCGGUACAGAAGACGGAAUCAUUGACUGUGUCACCUUCGGGAUUGAAUACUGCAUCUGCACCUGCGCCUCCAGCUGCAGCGUCACCGGCGACUUCGCCUCGAUCGGGUUCUGAGUUCAGUGGCGGUGGUGCGUUAGAAGUGCAAAAUCGCCAGAGUCCGACGAAUGAACAGCAACAGCAGCAGUCGCCGCCGCAAAAUAUCAGUGCGGCUCGAACUCAGUCUUCGGCAUCAUUCUUCCCCCCUCCAGCUCCGACACCACCUCCAUUUGCUGAUCGACUCGAUUCCAGACCACCUGUUCGCAAAUAUGCGGAAACACCGUUGGCAGUAACUCAGACGACGGGUGAAGAUGAUUCAUGGGAGAAUCCCUUUGCAUCUCCUGCAGAACAGCAACCACACCGGAAUGGGACUUCGAUUCGGGAAGAUACUCCUCCGGUUGAGAACAAGAUAAGAGAGGUGGUGGUGAUACAGGACCGACCACCGGAGGAAGACGGUCAACCAGCCUUCCCGCUUUCGAGACGGCAUAGCAGGAAGGAUAAGAAGAAGAAGCGAAAGGAUACAGUCGUGCCUGCUUCUGGGUAUGAAGAGACAGUCCCAGAGAGCCUGACACCCCCAUCUACUCCACCAUUUGAUGUUAAAGAUGUUCAAGACCAGACCAUUACGCCGAAGAUUAACAAGUCUGAGGCUCGUGACUACGAUCCAGACUGCGCUAUUGAGACGGACAACGGUGAAGAUGGGGAGAUUGAAGGAGGUGACGGCAACUGGUGGGACCAACCAGUGACUUCUCAGAACUUUUCGCGAAGACGAGACUACGAGGAAACACUGUCUGAUGCUCGCAGACUACAGUCGCAGAAUCAGCAGCCACCUCAGGCCCCAUCACCACCACAUCUCUCACCACAACAACAUACCGUACCAUUGAUCGAUACAUCCUUUGCCAGUCAUCCAAUGUCAUCUACUCCGCGCAAGAAGGGAGGGAAAUCGUGGAAUGCAUUUGCAUCCAUCGACUACUUCCACCAAGAACGCAAUGAGGAUUCUGGCGUGACAACACCCACCCCGUCACAAACAAUAAUUGUACCCUACAUCCUAUUCCAUGCCAAAGUCUACGUCUUCGCAAUGCGCUAUCUGAUUCCGGGACUCGCCCAGCUCUGUCUCCAGAAACUACAUACCUCCCUCGUUGACUAUCCCCUUGAUCCACCCACCGACAACGAAGACGAACUCAACAGCCACCACGCCUUGAACCAUCAACAAGACACAGAAACACUGAAAUUCAACGCACACGCCAAAAUGUUCCUCGAUAUCUUGAAAUAUACAUACGAAAACACAACACGGUUUGAGCCUGAAUCCCAGACCUCUGCAACGUUGUUACGAGAAUGUGAGUUACGGAAACUGGUUUCUCAAUACGCAGCUUGUAAAAUGCGUGAAUUGGCUGUAUAUACACCUGCGCCUAUCCCUGUGCCUUCGUCUCCCAGUCACGGCCCGGGGUCAGGGGUUAGCGUUAUUACUGCUCCUGGAGGUGGUUUGAGGGAACUCCUGGAUAAAACUCCGGAACUUGCUUCUGAUUUGGUUUUCCUUAUGAUGUGAUUUGUUCCUUUUUGAUGUAUUGCCAGCUGUUAGAAGUCGUUUGAUGAUUGUAAUGAGUGAUGUUUAUGAUGUUAUGUUUAUACCAGACUGUCAUUGUUUGGAUUAUUCUCUCUUGUUUUUUUGUUGACAUGUUGCUUUACAUUUGGAGCGGAGUUCCGAUCUAAGCAUUUGAGCGUCAAUUUGCCUGUCUGUUCUGCUGAUAUUACUCUUUUGUACAAACCUCUGCAAUAGUAUACUACCUAGCUAACCGUGAACUCACGAGAAUCAAUGAAUGAUGACUGAU